AAUUUCUUCCAGAAAAUUCUCAUCCUUCUCUUAUAUAUAAUGCAUUGGUAUUGACUCAGCUUUCGCAUUCUCCGCUCGGUGCUUCUGCUCGCCACACUCUCCUCUGCCAGUUGGUUGGUGAUCUCUAUUUUCGAUCUCGUCUCGCCGAUCGCGUUGCUCUGAAAAUGGUGAAGAGCUAUCCGUCCGUGAGUGAGGAGUACAUCAAGGCCGUUGACAAGGCCAAGAAGAAACUCAGGGGUUUCAUUGCUGAGAAGAACUGCGCUCCGCUAAUGCUCCGUCUUGCAUGGCACUCUGCUGGUACAUAUGACCAGGGCAGCAAGACUGGAGGUCCUUUUGGAACAAUGAGAUUCCAUGCUGAGCAAGCGCAUGGUGCUAACAAUGGCAUUGACAUUGCUAUUAGGCUCCUGGAGCCCAUCAAGCAGCAGUUCCCCAUCAUUUCCUAUGCUGACUUCUAUCAGUUGGCUGGAGUGGUUGCUGUUGAAGUCACCGGUGGGCCUGAAGUUCCUUUCCACCCUGGAAGGCCGGACAAGGAGGAGCCGCCAGUUGAGGGCCGAUUGCCCGAUGCUACCAAGGGAUCCGAUCACCUCAGGGACGUCUUCAUUAAACAAAUGGGCCUGUCUGACCAAGACAUUGUUGCACUUUCUGGUGGCCACACCCUGGGACGAUGCCACAAAGAACGUUCUGGAUUCGAGGGACCUUGGACCGAAAACCCUCUAAUCUUUGACAACUCUUACUUCAAGGAGCUGCUAUCAGGCGAGAAAGAAGGGCUCCUGCAGCUGCCAUCCGACAAGGCUCUUCUUACUGAUCCUGCCUUCCGCCCACUCGUCGAAAAAUAUGCUGCGGAUGAGGAUGCCUUCUUUGCUGACUAUGCAGAGGCACACUUGAAGCUGUCCGAGCUCGGAUUUGCUGAUGCAUAAGCGGGGUAGGGUGCGUACUGAGAGCCUCAGGUGAGGCAGGGAAUGUUUUGUCAUAUUUUCCAUUAUGGAUUGGAAACACUAGUAUUGAUCUUUCUGUGCUUAACGAUGGAUGGAUGGCUUUCGUUGGAUUGAUCUUUUUGGUACCCCCACCUACAUACAUUACAUUAUGUUAUGUAGAAGGAAACUUUUAUUAAUAAAUUUUGCAUUAUGGAUAA
Messenger RNA from Andrographis paniculata, 1132 nucleotides. RefSeq names its product L-ascorbate peroxidase, cytosolic. The coding region runs from base 165 to 917 and encodes 250 amino acids. Gene Ontology annotation, molecular function: peroxidase activity; heme binding. Gene Ontology annotation, biological process: cellular response to oxidative stress; response to reactive oxygen species; hydrogen peroxide catabolic process. NCBI's taxonomy places the organism in Eukaryota, Viridiplantae, Streptophyta, Magnoliopsida, Lamiales, Acanthaceae. The record is from RefSeq and is a predicted model, not a curated record. The transcript has 10 exons.